This is a messenger RNA of Solanum tuberosum (potato), 1926 nucleotides long. RefSeq names its product ATP-dependent DNA helicase RRM3-like. NCBI's taxonomy places the organism in Eukaryota, Viridiplantae, Streptophyta, Magnoliopsida, Solanales, Solanaceae. The transcript is spliced from 2 exons. The coding region runs from base 1 to 1926 and encodes 641 amino acids. Gene Ontology annotation, biological process: telomere maintenance; DNA repair. The record is from RefSeq and is a predicted model, not a curated record. Gene Ontology annotation, molecular function: DNA helicase activity.
AUGCUCAAUAUCGCAGCUAAUCCACGAGAAGGAGAAAGGUACUAUGAAAGGCUAUUAUUGAAUCACGUUCGAGGGCCAACUUCAUUUGAAUACUUACUCACUGUUAAUGGAAAGCAUUGUGAAACUUUUAAACAGGCAGCCAAAGAAAGAGGGUUAUUAGAAUCAGAUAACAGCAUUUCAGAAUGUUUACGCGAGGCUGUCACCUUCAAGAUGCCCGCCGCCCUUCGAUGUUUGUUUGCAACAAUCUUGGUUCAUUGCAACCCAACAGAUGUCAGAUGUCUCUGGGACACAUAUUAUGGGGAUAUGUCCGAAGAUUUUCAAAGGAGCCAUUCAAGCACAACAAACGCACCAAUCCAAUGUACCUUGAAAAGUAUUAACUAUUACUUGGAGAGUAUGGGACAAAGUGUGGACAAAUAUGACAUCCCUCAGAUCAAACAACAACCACUUCAAACUGAACCACGUGAAUGUAGAGAAAUAAUAGAAGAAAUGUCUGUGAAAGUGCCAGCUGAAGAUGUUGCCUCUCAAUCAAAAUUGAAUCAAGAACAAGCGCAAGCUUACAAUACCAUUCUUGAAAGGGUCGACUCAGAAACACCGGGGUUGUUCUUUGUGGAUGGGCCUGGGGGAACUGGGAAAACAUUCCUAUAUCGCGCGUUACUAGGAAAGGUUAGAUCAGAAGGUAUGAUAGCAUUAGCAACUGCAACCAGUGGUGUAGCAGCAGCAAUAUUGCCUGGAGGACGUACGGCACACUCAAGAUUUGCCAUACCACUACAAGUAGAUGAGACAACAAUGACAAAUAUGUCGAAACAAGGUGGGGGAGCUAAACUAAUUAGACAAGCAAAAUUAAUAAUAUGGGACGAAACACCCAUGGCAAAUAGACACAUAAUUGAAACAGUCGACAGAAGCUUUCGCGAUAUAAUGGAUAGCGACAUUCCUUUUGGAGGGAAAGUCAUGGUAUUUGGAGGGGACUUCCGUCAAGUUUUGCCUGUUGUACCAAAAUCUACACGCGCGGAGACGAUAAAUGCAAGUUUGGUUAAGUCGUAUUUGUGGCCUUUAAUGGAAAAGAUUCAACUAUCAACAAAUAUGCGAGCAAGAGCAGAUACACAUUUUAGUAACUUUUUGCUUCGAGUUGGAAAUGGGGAAGAAACCACAAUAAAGGAUAAUUUAAUAGCACUUCCAGAACAAAUGACUGUACAACAUACACAACAUGGUAAUCCAGAAGAAACCUUGAUCAGGGAAAUAUUUCCAGACCUUCAACAAAAUUACAGAUCUACUGACUAUAUAACGGAACGGGCAAUCUUAGCAAGUAGAAAUGAAUUUGUAGAUAAUCUAAAUGAAAUCCUGAUUGGGAAAUUCCCUGGAGAAACAAAAACAUAUAUCAGUUUUGACUCAGCGGAAGAUGAUACCAACAACUACUAUCAAGAAGAAUACCUCAACACCUUAACACCAAAUGGACUACCACCCCAUAGGUUAGUGCUGAAAGAAAAUGCGCCAAUCAUGCUGUUGAGAAAUCUAGACCCCUCAAAUGGAUUAUGCAAUGGGACUCGCUUAAUUUGUAGAGGAUUUGACAAGAAUAUCAUACAUGCCGAAAUAACAACAGGUCAAUAUGCAACAAAACAAGUGUUUAUUCCAAGGAUACAACUAUCACCACCGGAGAAUGAAGGAUAUCCUUUCAAAUUUAUUCGGAAACAGUUUCCAAUACGUCUAUGUUUUGCAAUGACAAUAAAUAAAGCACAAGGUCAAACAAUACCGAAUGUUGGAUUGUACCUACCACAACAUGUCUUCUCACAUGGUCAACUGUACGUAGCACUAUCAAGAGGAAUAUCUAUGGCGACAACAAAGGUAUUGGUCAUGACUGAACAACCAGAACGGUACAAAGGGACAUACACAAGAAAUAUUGUGUACAAGGAAGUUUUAGGCGAGAUUUGA